GGGGGAAACGACGACCCAUCCCCCAACACGAAGGCCGCUUCGACCGCUAGGCAGGCUGCCCCCGGCAACAACAAACCCGCGAUGCCCAAGCAGACCAUCGCGGGCGGCGUCGCGGGCGCCAACAACAGGAAAAAGCAGUUCCCCGGCAUGCCCAAGCCCGCGGCGGCCACCGCCGGGUCCGGUUCGGCCGGCGCCCAAUCAUCAUCUUCGUCAUCGUCGAAAGGAGGAGGAGCACUCGGAGGAGCGCCCGCCAUCCCGAGCAUCGACGUCGCCAACACGAUGAAGGAGCUCAUGGGCGCCGCGGCCGGUUCGUCCGGCGGUAAGCAGAAGUACUCGUACAAGUGGGGCGCCGCGGAGGCGACGGGGCCCAGGGAGUACAUGGAGGACGCGUGGACGGUUCGCGACUCCGGUUUCCCGGGUGGAUACUUUUUCGCAUCCGUCAUGGACGGACACGGCGGCGAAGCGUCGAGCGCGUGGCUUCGCGAGAACCUCUUCAAAUCCCUCGCCGCUUCGUGCGAAGGCGCGUCGCGCGGACGCGCCACCGAGCCCGGUGCGCUGGUGCAGGACGGCACCAAGGGGGGCGGAUACCUCGCCGAAGCGCUAAAGACCGGGUACACAUCCGCGGAUGACUCGCUCAUCGAUCACAUCGCGAGGCUCGGCGAACCCGAGUGCUGGAGCGGUUCGACGUGCACGUCCGUCCUCGUGCGCGACGACCGGAUCGUGUGCGCGAACGUGGGCGACUCGCGCGCGCUGCUCGUGCGCGCGUCGAAGGGUGUCGAGCUGACGCAAGACCACAGACCCGUCGGGACGUCGAGCAAAGGACGGCAGGAAAUGCAGCGCGUCGUGAACUGCGGGGGUUGGUCCGUGGGCGGACGGGUGUGCGGCAUCCUCGCGGUGUCGCGCGCGUUCGGCGAUUACGAGUUUAAGGGUGGGAGAUUCGACCUCCUGGAGGACCUCAGCGAGGAGCCACUCGCGAAGAAGGCGACGCUCAAAGACCCGCCGGUGGUGCCCGUCCCCGACGUUUUCGAAUGCGCGAGGGACGUGGCGAAUGACGAGUGGCUCGUCAUCGCCAGCGACGGCUUGUGGGACACGGUGAAUUCGCAGCAGUGCGCCACGUUCAUCAAGCAAGAGCUGAAGAAGACGCCGGGGAUGGGCGCGGACGAGCUCGCGAACGCGCUGGUCAAGAGGGCGAUACGGUUCAGGACGCAGGACAACGUCGCGGUGGUCGUCGUCGAUCUUCGCCAAACGUAAAACCAAAUAACCAAAAGGUUUGAACGAAGGUUUGAACGAAGGUGGGUUCCCUUCGUCGACGAGUCUUAUUAGUUGGGCGUCGACGGGAGAGGGCGGGGCGGGGUACAGGGGCCGAGACGUACAGGCCCCCGUGUAGUAUAACCUGUGAUGUGCAUUCGAAACUACCUAUGAUGUU
Molecule: messenger RNA, 1426 nt
Organism: Micromonas commoda
Lineage: Eukaryota; Viridiplantae; Chlorophyta; Mamiellophyceae; Mamiellales; Mamiellaceae
Exons: 1
Coding region: 82-1251 (389 amino acids)
Biological process (GO): protein dephosphorylation
Molecular function (GO): protein serine/threonine phosphatase activity
Source: RefSeq, a predicted model, not a curated record